AAAAUAUAUAUGAAUCACAUUAUUGUUUUGACGAACUUUAGUCUCCUUAAUUAAUUUUUAAAAAGAAAUAACUCAUUUUAUUUUUAAAUUAAAUUGUAUAAUUUCUGAUAUAUAGGAAGUUUUUGCAUAACGAAUUCAAACGCACAUUGUUAUGUAUUUACAUAGUUUUAACCUAUAAGAAAUAGAGAAAAUGUAGUGGAAAAACGAAGAAAGAUUAAAAUAUUAAAGUAGCAAGGUGCUUUAUAUUCGGAAUGGUUUUACAGAAAAUUGACUUUAAUUUUGUUAAAUGUUUUCGACAUGUAUGUGUUAAAACAAGCAAGUCCCGCGAUAACAGAAGUUUCCAACGAUUAUAUACGGCAUUACCACGGCUUACUCCGCAAGAGGUUACAAAUGUUUUGCAAGCUAACGAGUAUACCAAAGAAUUCUCUGGUUUGAGUUCUGUAAAAUAUUACGAUUCUAAUCAAUUGGCGUCUAAUAAUCCUAUAGAAGAUACGCGAGCCGAAGCACAAUGUUUAUUAACUAAAGGCUCUAACAUUUGCAGAUUCGUGAGUGAUUCAUGUUACUACAAAUAUAUUAUAACUAGUUAUGUUUCCAAUUUCUUAUUUAUAGGUGUAUUAUUGGGAGUUUUCGAUGGUCAUGGUGGUGGUGCCUGUGCACAAGUGGUAUCAAAAAGACUAUUUCGUUACAUAUCGGCAGGUUUAUUACCACCAAAAUUACUGCAACAAUAUUUGAAUUCUAUUGGUUCUGACAAAAAGUUAGAAUUGCUUCAAACUUACAAUGAUAAAGUAGAAUUUGUAGCGGAGAUUAGAGAUCUUUACCAGGAAAGCUUUUUAAAUUUUGUAAGAGAUUUGAUACAAUCUGGUGACAGAAAAGAAUUUCAAAUGGAAAAAGCUCUGGAAAAUGCAUUUCUUAGAUUAGAUAAUGAUUUAUCGAAUGAAGCUUUGUCACAACUGAAUAAGAAAGAUGCACGAACUCUCGCUGUUGCAAUGUCAGGUACGGUGGCUGUUGUGGCACACAUAGACGGUCCUCAUCUCCAUGUUGCUGGCGUUGGCGAUUGUAAAGCUGUCCUAGGAGUACUCUCAGAAAAUGAUGGAUGGUCGGCCAAAAUAAUGACGGUAGAGCAUAAUACCGAUAAUCGCACGGAGGUAGAAAGAAUUAUGUCGGAACAUCCAUUAAAUGAGAAAUCCACUGUGAUUAAGAUGGAAAGACUGCUCGGACAAUUAGCGCCGCUUCGUUCGCUAGGUGAUUUUCGCUAUAAAUGGAAAAAGGAUGUUAUAAAAAAAAUUGUGCCGAUUUUUGGAAAGACAGCGAUCCCUCCGAAUUAUCAUACCCCACCAUAUUUAACGGCCAAUCCAGACGUCAAAUAUCAUAGAUUGACGCCUAGAGACAAGUUCCUUAUAAUAGCUAGCGAUGGAUUAUGGGAACUGAUUUCACCAUUGCAAGCUGUACGCUUAGUAGGAGAACAUAUGAGUGGCAAAGUUACACUCAGCCCAUUGAGAUUACCUCGUAAAAAUAUGAAAUUGUUUGACAUAAACGAGAUGUUGUUGCAACGUAAGGAGGGCUUAAAAAAAAAACCUCUUGAUAACAAUGCAGCGACGCAUUUACUGAGAAACGCCUUAGGUGGUACAGAGUAUGGAAUAGAUCAUGUCAAAUUGUCGCAAUUAUUAACUCUGCCGAGCGAAGUAGUGCGGAUAUUUCGCGAUGAUAUUACCAUAACAGUCGUUUAUAUGGAUUCGGAAUUUUUAAGGCAUUGUCCUCCCUAAAAUUGUCGCAAACUCUUACUACUUUUUAAAUAUAUUAGUAUAUAGUUUGUUAUUUAUUUUUAAUUAACAAUAAAAAGAAUUUACAUGAAAACAUUAUUCUGAAUAUUGGCAAUACAUAUGUAUGUAAUACUCAGCGUAUUACAUAAUACUCAUUAUGAUCUAUUUUUUUUUUGUUAGCGAAUUCCUUAAAUUAUCUAUCCGCACAAUUCGAUUUUCGAUCAUUGCUGAAACCGCACGAAUUAGAAUCGAACAAUACACAAAAAGCAGUUAAGACCAUAAUCGAAAGUGAUAAAGAAAUGACUAAAAUCUAUAUAUAAAUCUAUAUAAAUAUGUGAUUUACACAAUUAAAUUGUUAGAUACAUAUCAGUAAUUACAUAAUAAAUCAUUAAACGCAAAGUUUGUCAUAUACCUUAUCAUCAUCUUUCUACUUCGCAUUUCGCAAUAAAAAUAAUUUACCUCUCUUUUUUUUUCU
This is a messenger RNA of Camponotus floridanus (Florida carpenter ant), 2235 nucleotides long. It is a transcript of the gene Pdp, whose product is annotated as pyruvate dehydrogenase [acetyl-transferring]-phosphatase 1, mitochondrial. Gene Ontology annotation, biological process: protein dephosphorylation. Gene Ontology annotation, molecular function: protein serine/threonine phosphatase activity; cation binding. Lineage: Eukaryota; Metazoa; Arthropoda; Insecta; Hymenoptera; Formicidae. Bases 252 to 1763 code for a protein of 503 amino acids. The transcript has 4 exons. The record is from RefSeq and is a predicted model, not a curated record.